Molecule: messenger RNA, 1859 nt
Organism: Brassica napus (rape)
Lineage: Eukaryota; Viridiplantae; Streptophyta; Magnoliopsida; Brassicales; Brassicaceae
Product: tryptophan synthase beta chain 2-like
Exons: 6
Coding region: 154-1656 (500 amino acids)
Biological process (GO): L-tryptophan biosynthetic process
Molecular function (GO): L-serine hydro-lyase (adding indole, L-tryptophan-forming) activity; tryptophan synthase activity; pyridoxal phosphate binding
Source: RefSeq, a predicted model, not a curated record
UAAAUACUCCUUGACCAUCGGGUGCCGGGGAAGUCUUCUCAUGACUAUCCUUUAUUUAUUUCAUUUGUUCCACCGAGCUGUGGACUUUCUCUCACUCUUAAAAACUCAAACUCUCUACUUCUGAUUCCUAAUUCUGCUAAAAGUUGCAAAGAAAUGACAUCUCAGUUGCUUUUGCCACCAAACCCAUUCACCAGACCAGUCUCGGCUAAAGUUUUCCUUACAGAUGAUGACUUAACUCUGAAAAGAAAGUCAAACCAAGCAACAAGAGUUUCAAAUGGAUUUAGCUUAAGAGCAAAAGCAGCUUUAAGAUCUAAUCAUAGCUCAUCUGUUGAGAUUCCAAAUCAAUGGUACAAUCUUACUGCCGAUCUUUCUGUUAAGCCUCCACCACCCUUGCAUCCCAAGACUUUGGAACCAAUCAAACCCGAAGAUUUAUCUCAUCUUUUCCCUAAUGAGUUAAUCAAACAAGAAGCAACGUUAGAGAGGUUUAUCGACAUCCCUGAAGAAGUUCUUGAAAUCUAUAAGCUCUGGCGUCCAACUCCUCUAAUCAGAGCAAAGAGAUUGGAGAAGCUUCUUCAGACACCUGCAAGGAUUUACUUCAAGUAUGAAGGUAGUAGCCCAGCUGGUUCACACAAACCUAACACAGCGGUUCCUCAGGCUUAUUACAAUGCGAAAGAAGGUGUCAAGAACGUUGUGACUGAAACCGGCGCUGGCCAAUGGGGCAGUUCUUUAGCCUUUGCCUCUAGUCUAUUUGGACUUGACUGCGAAGUGUGGCAAGUGGCCAAUUCAUACCAUCAAAAGCCAUACCGCCGGUUAAUGAUGCAAACGUGGGGAGCAAAGGUUCAUCCAUCUCCGUCUGAUCUCACUGAGGCGGGUAGAAAAAUCCUUGAAUCCGACCCAUCAAGCCCGGGAAGUUUAGGCAUUGCGAUCUCAGAAGCUGUUGAGGUUGCAGCUAGAAACGAGGAUACAAAGUACUGUUUAGGAAGUGUACUGAACCAUGUGUUGUUACACCAGACGGUUAUUGGAGAAGAAUGCAUAAAGCAGAUGGAAGAUUUUGGUGAAACGCCUGAUGUGAUCAUAGGAUGUACCGGUGGAGGUUCAAAUUUUGCUGGUUUGAGUUUUCCUUUUAUCCGGGAGAAAAUCAAAGGCAAUAUCAGCCCUGUUAUAAGAGCUGUUGAGCCAUCUGCUUGUCCUUCCUUGACCAAAGGAGUUUAUGCUUAUGAUUUUGGAGAUACAGCUGGACUGACUCCUUUGAUGAAGAUGCAUACUUUAGGACAUGACUUCAUUCCUGAUCCUAUCCAUGCCGGUGGAUUACGGUAUCAUGGGAUGGCACCCUUGAUCUCACAUGUUUAUGAACAAGGUUUCAUGGAAGCAAUCUCAAUUCCUCAAAUCGAAUGUUUCCAAGGUGCCAUUGAGUUUGCAAGAGCGGAAGGGAUAAUACCAGCGCCGGAACCAACUCACGCCAUUGCAGCAACCAUAAGAGAAGCUCUCCGAUGCAAAGAAACAGGAGAAGCAAAAGUGAUACUAAUGGCGAUGUGUGGUCAUGGCCACUUUGACCUUUCCUCUUAUGACAAGUAUCUAAAAGGCGAAUUGGUGGAUUUAUCAUUCAGUGAAGACAAGAUACGAGAGUCUUUGUCCAAGGUUCCUCAUGUUGUUUAGCUCCAAAUCCCCAUAUUUUGAACCAGGCAUGUGAAAUAAGGUAGAGCAUCUUUAUCAAAAAAAAAAAGGAAUAAGUUAGGGCAUUCCCAUGGCUUUUGAAUAAAGAGUGAGAGAGUGGUAGCGACUUCAAAAAUGGACACAAUGUCUCACAGAUCAUUUAAAGACAGUUUCAAUAAUACCGUAUUUAGUUUUCUGUUCCAAAA